This is a messenger RNA of Ananas comosus (pineapple), 946 nucleotides long. RefSeq names its product basic transcription factor 3-like. Bases 157 to 648 code for a protein of 163 amino acids. The record is from RefSeq and is a predicted model, not a curated record. NCBI's taxonomy places the organism in Eukaryota, Viridiplantae, Streptophyta, Magnoliopsida, Poales, Bromeliaceae. The transcript has 6 exons. Gene Ontology annotation, cellular component: nascent polypeptide-associated complex; cytosol.
CCCGAUCUCGUCCCCUUUCGGGGGUUUGCUUAUAAACUCUUUAUCCCCUCCGCACCUUUUCUCUUUCCACACAGUAUAUAGCCUCCUCCGCCUCUUCUCUUAUCCUCUCCGCUCCACUCAACCCCUCUAGGGUUCUCUCUCUCCUCCUUGGCCACGAUGAAUCGGGAAAAGCUUAUGAAGAUGGCUGGUGCUGUUCGCACUGGCGGAAAGGGCAGCAUGCGCAGGAAGAAGAAGGCAGUUCACAAGACCACAACUACCGAUGACAAAAGGCUUCAGAGCACCUUAAAACGCAUAGGUGUGAACACCAUUCCUGCCAUUGAAGAAGUAAACAUUUUCAAAGACGAUACAGUUAUCCAGUUCACGAAUCCCAAAGUGCAAGCUUCAAUUGCUGCCAAUACAUGGGUGGUUAGUGGAUCGCCUCAAACGAAAAAGCUACAAGAUAUUCUGCCUGCAAUCAUCAACCAGUUGGGACCUGAUAACUUAGAAAACCUGCGGAAACUCGCUGAACAAAUCCAAAAGCAAGCACCCAACGCCAGUGGUAAUGCCACCGGUAGUGGCACAGCUCAGGAAGACGACGAUGACGACGUGCCUGAGCUCGUGGCUGGGGAGACAUUCGAAGAGGCUGCCAAUGAGAAGGAAGCAUCGUAAUAUUUUUUUGCUUUUUUCUCUUGUUGUUAAGCUGUUUGUCGCUUCCUGUUUCAUUUAUAAUAUCGCGCAAGACUUCUCAAACACCUCUCUAUCUAAGACCUUGUUUUAGAAAACUUCUCUAUCUUCCCUUCCUGCGUGUAUGCAGUGGAUGCACCAGGAUGAGCUGAUGAAGUUGUACAAUCAUUUUCGUUCAUUUUGCGCUUUUUGCGAGCUUCCAAAGUAGGCAAAUUUGAAUGCUUUUGUGUGUGGUGUGCUUCUACUGUGUGCUGAAUAUAGAUUUUGGAAAGCUGCUUCCUAC